This is a messenger RNA of Peromyscus eremicus (cactus mouse), 526 nucleotides long. RefSeq names its product C-C motif chemokine ligand 21 (gene Ccl21). Bases 66 to 470 code for a protein of 134 amino acids. The transcript has 4 exons. Lineage: Eukaryota; Metazoa; Chordata; Mammalia; Rodentia; Cricetidae. Gene Ontology annotation, molecular function: chemokine activity; CCR chemokine receptor binding. The record is from RefSeq and is a predicted model, not a curated record. Gene Ontology annotation, biological process: G protein-coupled receptor signaling pathway; immune response; cellular response to type II interferon. Gene Ontology annotation, cellular component: extracellular region.
GACCCCAACUUGCGGCUGUCCAUCUCACUCACAGCUCUGGUCUCAUCCUCAACUCAACCACAACCAUGGCUCAGACGCUGGCUCUGAGCCUCCUGAGCCUGGUCCUGGCUCUCUGCGUCCCCUGGACCCAAGGCAGUGAUGGUGGAGGUCAGGAUUGCUGCCUCAAGUACAGCCAGAGGAAGAUUCCCUACAGUAUUGUCCGAGGCUACAGAAAGCAAGAACCAAGCUUAGGCUGCCCCAUCUCAGCAAUCCUGUUCUCCCCCCGGAAGCGCCAUCAGCCUGAGCUAUGUGCAAACCCUGAACAAAACUGGGUUCAGAAGCUGAUGCGACGUCUGGACCAGCCUCUCGCCCCGGGGCAGCAAAGUUCGGGCUGCAGGAAGAACAGAGGAACCCAUAAGUCUGGAAAGAAAGGAAAGGGCUCCAAAGGCUGCAAGGGGACUGAACCGACACAGAACCCGAGAGGGCCAUAGCCGGGUGACCAUCCUGAACUCCAGGAGAUUCUCCGUGGACUUCAUCAUGGCUUCAU